AUGCCCCGACCAGUCGACUCGCCCGCGCCCUCGCCCCUGUGCGAGCGCAUCCAGCAGUUCCGCGAGCGCAUGCGCAGUCGCUGCCUCGCCGCAGCUUCGGGCUCGGACGCGACAGAAAACAGCGCCAUCCCGUGUCUGCUGCAGUCGUGGCGCAAGCGCAUCGAGGCCAUGGACGACGAGCCGCAGCAGCAGCAACAGGCCCACAGACACCACCGAGGCCACCGCCACUUCGGCCAGCACCACCGGAGACCGUGCCACGCAGCAGCAGAGUCGAGCGCCUCGGAGCGCGACGCGUCGUCGUCGUCGUCGUCACCUUCGUCGCCGCCUCCGACGUGCGGCGGGUUCCCGUUCCGAGGUGGCCCGCGCAUGCUGCACCCGCGGCUGGAGCGGCAGCAGGCCGUGUGCUCGCUCUCGGGCAUCUGGAGCGGCUUCGCGUCGUCGUCGUUGUCACCGCCACCGCCGCCCGAGAUCUACGCCAAGCCGAGACAUCGCCGACACCCGUACGCGCGGUGUUUCGGUCGUACGAGCCAGGACUCAGAUGCUGAUGACCACAGGAAGUCGUCGGAGGAGGAGUAG
This is a messenger RNA of Phytophthora sojae, 576 nucleotides long. RefSeq lists its product as hypothetical. The transcript has a single exon. The record is from RefSeq and is a predicted model, not a curated record. Bases 1 to 576 code for a protein of 191 amino acids. Lineage: Eukaryota; Oomycota; Peronosporomycetes; Peronosporales; Peronosporaceae.